AGCAGGCAGAAAUGCACAAAUUGGUUUCAAAAUCUAAAUAUAAAUACAUAUAAGUUUGCUUUAGUAACGUAAAUUUCAGAGUACGAGCCUGCCCAUCUACAAGCAGCGAGAGAGCAUCCUCAACGUUCUGCAGCGUGAUCAGGUUUUGAUCAUUAAAGGAGCCACUGGCUCUGGCAAGUCCACCCAACUUCCUCAGUACAUCCUUGAGUGGGCCGCAGAGCAUCGAUCUCCAGUCAGGAUCGUGGUAAGUCAGCCUCGACGCUUAGCAGCUAUCAGUGUCUCGGAGCGCAUUUCCAAGGAGCGCGGAGAGGCGCCUGGCACCACAGUGGGCUAUCAGAUUCGCAUGAAUAGACAAUGCAGCAGCAACACGGUUCUAAUGCUGACCACCAGUGGUUGCCUUUUGAGGGCUCUCGCCAUGGAUAAGGAGUCUUUCUUCAAAAACACCACUCACUUAAUCAUUGAUGAAGCCCACGAGCGUGAUUUGGACACAGACUUUCUGCUGCUGGCCACCAAGCUGGAGCUGCAAAAGAAUCCGCACCUCCGCGUCGUGCUUAUGUCAGCCACCAUGGAUCUUGAAGCAUUGUCCAACUAUUUUGGUGGGGGCACCGUGAUGGAUGUAGAGGGGCGCAACUUCGGGGUGGCGAUCUAUCAUCUAGAAGACAUUCUUAGUAAUACUGGAUACAUGCACCCGAGAAUGGAGCAGUUUUUGGGCAAGCCGACAGGCGAAGAAACUCCUAGCGAACUGCUAGCCGCCUAUUAUGGAGGUCGUACAAUCAUAGAUCCGGAUAUCGACAAUGACUUGAUAGUUUCGCUAUUGGAAUUAUUACUGCGCCAAGGUGACGCUGGAGCGGUGAUUGUGUACCUGCCAGGCUAUAGCGAUAUGACCUCGCUACUGGCCCGCUUGGAAUCGUCUCUACCGCAGGACCAGAUUACUAUCAUACUGCUUCAUAGCCAGGUGGACAACGACGAGCAUCGCAAGGUCUUCCGCUUUUUCCCUGGCGUGCGUUUAAAGAUUAUUCUUAGUACCAACAUAGGACAAACUUCGAUCACCAUUCCGGAUCUACUUUAUGUCAUCGACACGGGCCGCGCCAAGAUGAAGACCUAUGACAUGACCAUAGAUGCAUCGCGGUUAACCAUUACGUGGAUCUCGCAGGCGGACGCCAAACAGCGUGCGGGAAGAGCUGGACGCGUGUGCCAUGGCAAUUGCUAUCGGCUGUAUGACAACGACCGCCUGGCCAAAAUGGAUCUGUACACCGUCCCAGAGAUCAUGAGGCGUACCUUGGACGAGAUAUGUCUGCUGACCAAGUUGGCAGCUCCAGACAAGAAAAUAGAAAAUUUUCUAGAUCUGGCUUUGGAUACCCCACCAAAGGAUGCCGUAAUACAGUCCUGUUCUAGACUGAAGCUAUUGGGCGUGCUCGACGAACGGGACGAGGAGGAGCCACAGAAACCUGCUGCCAAGGCGAAAUAAAUAUACUUUUUUUUCACUUAGUCCUAAUUAGUUUAGCUACUUGGUAGAGCAGGAUAAAGUGAACCUGGAGCACCGAUUCCAGGCUAAACGAAGCUUGUUAAGCGGAUGGGCACAGGAGGAAGGUAUCCUGCCCACAUAGCGUUUUCGUGGAGUUGUAACUUUCCGAGAGUCAUCGCAAAUCUGUUGAAGAGCAGCCCACCAGGCUAAAUAAACCAAUUUUUUUCAAGAA
Molecule: messenger RNA, 1697 nt
Organism: Drosophila simulans
Lineage: Eukaryota; Metazoa; Arthropoda; Insecta; Diptera; Drosophilidae
Product: 3'-5' RNA helicase YTHDC2-like
Exons: 4
Coding region: 344-1468 (374 amino acids)
Cellular component (GO): intracellular anatomical structure
Molecular function (GO): RNA binding
Source: RefSeq, a predicted model, not a curated record